Molecule: messenger RNA, 1750 nt
Organism: Manihot esculenta (cassava)
Lineage: Eukaryota; Viridiplantae; Streptophyta; Magnoliopsida; Malpighiales; Euphorbiaceae
Product: transcription factor MYB83
Exons: 2
Coding region: 151-1224 (357 amino acids)
Source: RefSeq, a predicted model, not a curated record
AGCCUCCUCCUCCUCCUCCUCCUUCUCUCUCUCUCAAACAUAUCAUUUAGCUAUAUAGCUUUCUCUUAUCUCCAUCAAGCAACUUAAAAAAAAAAAAGAACGAAGGCUCCACUAGAUCCAAUCCAAAACUAGCCAGCAAUUCUAAUAGCCAUGAGAAAGCCUGAUCUAAUGGGGAAAGAGAGAGUGAACAAUAACAAGGCUAAGCUUAGAAAAGGGCUAUGGUCCCCUGAGGAAGAUGAGAAGCUCAUCAAGUAUAUGUUAACUAAUGGACAAGGUUGCUGGAGUGAUAUUGCUAGAAAUGCUGGCUUGCAGAGAUGUGGAAAAAGUUGUCGUCUUCGUUGGAUUAAUUAUUUGAGACCUGACCUCAAAAGGGGUGCUUUUUCUCCUCAAGAAGAAGAACUUAUCAUCCAUUUGCACUCCAUUCUUGGCAACAGGUGGUCUCAAAUUGCGGCUCGUCUUCCUGGAAGGACAGACAACGAAAUAAAGAAUUUUUGGAACUCAGCCUUGAAGAAAAGACUCAAGAUUAUUGGUAAUAACAAUAAUAACAAUCCUUCCACAACUUCACCAAAUGAAAGUGAUUCUUCAGAGCCUAGAGAUCAUGUCGUAGGAAAUGGUAUGUCCAUGCAUCAUGAUCAUGAUCUUAUGACAAUGUGUAUCGACUCAUCUUCUUCUUCAUCAGCAUCCAUCCAAGCCAUGGUCGCCGGCAACGCCAACGGCAACCAAUUUGAUCCUUUCUCUAUCCUUAACAAUAACCGGUUCGAGGGGACGGCGGCAGCUGGCCUAUUCGACAUGCCGACAUGCUUAACUCAGGUUGGUAUGGGAGGAGAUGGAUUUUAUGGUGAUUAUGGGAUUUUAGAGAGUCAUCAUAACAAAGUUGGGUUAGAAAGAGACCUUUGUCUUCCUCCACUGGAGAGUAGUAGAAGUCUUGAAGAGGAAAAUAAUAAUAACAACAAUACUAAUACUAAUAAUGUUGUAACUAAUCACAGCAUUAUUAGCAUGAAAAGCAAUAUCAACCACAACAAUAACAUCAACAACCACUUGAUCAAUAAUAAUUCUUGCUUCAAUAACACUGAUCAUCAUCAACUUCAAAGCCUAAAAGUGGAGGACAUGUUUGGGUUUGAGAAUCAUUGGCAAGGAGAAAACUUAAGAAUGGGAGAAUGGGAUUUGGAGGGUUUGAUGGAAAACAUUUCUUCCUUUCCUUUCCUUGAUUUCCAAGUUGAAUAAACUGGCCACCCUCUGAACUCUCUCUCUCUCUUUCUCAAGAAUGUCCUAGGAAAUUUUAUUUGGGCAUACAUUAUUUUUUUCAACUCAGUUGCAAGCACUACUGCAUUCUUCUUCUUGAUCUCUGAAACCUUUCUUUUUCUUCAAGCCAUAUAAGUUUAUCUUUUUCAGUUCUACAUACAUAUACUAUUUGUAUCUGUUGUUGUUGGAGUCUGCAAUAAAUAUUUGUAAGUGGAGAUUAUAAACAAGUAGGGUGGUAGAGAGAUUCUUUAAGUUUCUUUGUGAGAUGGAGGCAAGACUUUUUCUUGGAACUGAUUGGUGCAAUAAUCAUCGUUCCUAUGAAGAGAAAUGUGAAUAGUAUAGAAGAGAAAGUGGACAAGGAAAUAAACAAGAUUAGUUAAAUUUCAUGUACAAACAAGGAAAUAAUGAGGAUGUUCAUGUUGUUCUUAGUUGGAAGAUGACAAUAUAAAAUUCAUACUUUGUAAACAUAAUUCGUUAAUAAGAAAUUUCAUGCAAUUUCUCUCUCUCU